AACUGUUAUGCACUACUGAAGCAGUAAAUGUGCCACAAAAUCUUUUAAGGAAACACCUCAGUAACCAAGAAAUAUGUCUGUGUCUGGAGAAACAAGUGCACAUAAGAAAUCAACAGAAAUGCUCACUUUUGCAUCUGCAUUUGUUCUCUGUUUUAUACUCUUCAUUGGAAUAAAAUUACGCUGGUUCAGAGCCAGAAUGAGAUUUGAUACAAACACCAUACGUAGUGGAUCCUCUUCAGUGGCUGCUGCUAGUGCACCCACAUUUUCUGUAGCUGGUGUUUAUCGACCAAUUGGUAAUAGCAGUCCCUUUGAGAGUCAAGUUCAAACAUUUUAUCCAAAAACUGAGCAGAAUCAUCAUCAUAAAAGCAUGCCAAACCUAACAGAAAACUUGAAUGCGUUCCCAAAAGACUCACCUGGCAUAGCAGAUGUAACUACAAAGACACAGUCAGUACAACAAAAUCUGUCAACUUCAUCAAAAACUGGAAUGUUAGCAUCAAAUGCAGAGGACCAUAAUUCUGCUGCAGCCAGUUUCGGACUAAUGAAACUGAAGGAAAAUGGAGACAUUUAUUCAAGCACACCAGAUAUGUCAACAGCAAAUCAUUCUCAAACUGAGUCACGACAGAAGAAAAAGACAACAAAAAGUUCUGUGAAUAAAAAACUGAGUGUUCCUGAGACUGAAGCACCAGAAACUGAGGCAGGCAACCUUAUCUUUUUGAAUUCAAAUGGAAAACCCAUAUCUCCCUUGGAAAAUAAGAGUGCAAAAACAGUUUCACAUAAAACAAAAAGCAAGGCACCAGCACCUCCAGCUCCACCUGCCCUUACAAAUCCUAAAUUUCAUGAGUAUGAAGAGUUUGAUACGUAAAGCUUUUCUACCAGAACACAAGUUCUUUCUGUUCAUUAAGAAUCUCGUCUGAUAUUGAUAUUCUGUGUUGUUUGUGAGAAGAGUAUUUCCAAAAAAGAUGUUGUUAUUAUUAUAUCUAAUAAAAUUAGAAGGGCAGAGAUUCUAAAUGACUUAUCUGUGAAGUGAUUAUACAUUCAUCAGUAUUAACUGCAGUAAUUUUAAAUGUAAGUGAUCAUAUAAUAGUUUCCUCUUAAACACAGAAACUAAGUGCUAAUUUAGAUUGAUAACAACAAUAACCUAUGGAAGGCUUGAAAGUUUCAACAGUGAUGCUCAUAAACGAUUAAAAAGUUUAAUAUGCACCAUAUGUGUGUAAGACACACAUAUAACAGAUCUGCCAUUAAACAUUAUCUUCAAGAUUUAAAUGAUGUAUUACUUUUUUUAUAAAGAAGAUAUGUUGAUAAUAUGACAAUAUGCUCAAAUGGUUAUCAAUCAAGUCACAAGUCACAGGGGUCGGCAGAAGAAAGUGUUAGCCAACAACAGUUUAACUGAGUUUAGCAGGUUGUAUCUUUGGUUAAAUAAAAUGACAAGAACAUAAAUAAAGCAAGACAAAAUUUAUGAAGCAGGUAGUACUUGUUAACAGCAUAUGGCACACUUGAAAACUAAACAGACAGUGUGAUCAGAUUAAUCUCUACUAACUUGAAGGUUAGCACUUUCUUUCAUCGAUCCCUUCAACUCUUCAAAAGAAACUUUCAGCCAUGAACAAUGAAAAUUUACCUGAAGCAGUGUUUGUGCAAGAUUAGUUAAAUUUGAAUGUAUAUACAAUGGCAUUUGUACGGAAAAUAAAACAUUAAAACAGAAAUAA
Messenger RNA from Schistocerca cancellata (South American locust), 1703 nucleotides. RefSeq lists its product as uncharacterized. The record is from RefSeq and is a predicted model, not a curated record. The transcript has 2 exons. Lineage: Eukaryota; Metazoa; Arthropoda; Insecta; Orthoptera; Acrididae. Bases 74 to 862 code for a protein of 262 amino acids.